AUGCAGGGCCAUACCCAGCCGACGCCCGGCGAUGUCGAUGCGGGCGACAUCUCCACGAUGACGAUGGAUCUGCCGAGCGUGGCCAUGGGCCGCGUUGACACUGACACCGGCACAGUGUCACCGUCACACCCUGGGUAUCUGAUUGUGCGCCGCGUCCGCGGCACGAGGUCGCCUGGUGGGGGCGGGUCUCUCCCCUUCACGAACGCCUCGAAAGCUUACGUGGAGCUGUUCUUGAAGGACGAGGUGUCACUGCUACAGAGCUCGUCAAAGAGGACAGGGCUGAUCCCAAAGCAGCGCAAUCCGAUCUGGAACCAAGAGUUCACGUUCGCCGUAAAACGGUCAUCGGCGGCCUUGCUUCUGCACCUUGACGUGUGGGACCACGAUGCCGAGAGGGAAGAUUCUUCGCUGGGCAAGGCGUCCCUGACGCUGGACCCCAGCCUCCUGCGGCAGGCCUCCAGGGCGCGCCAGGUGAGGGUCCUGCCACUGUCGGACAGCCUCGAGGGCAUCCGCCUGCCGAUGGCGGGCCGAGCUGGCAGCGUCCGCGUGGAGAUCGGGCGGGAGCCAGGCGGCGGGAAAUGGACGGGAGUUGGCGGCACUGUCACUGUCUGGAGGAUGAUCGCAUCGCCGCCUGUACUGCGCUUGGCUGCCAUCGCGAUGAGCGGACUGGCGGGCCUGAUGAUGGCGUCAUCGCUCCAGAGCAAGAUGCGUGGGGCCACAUGCCCCCCAACUCUGAUGUCGUUGGCGGAGUCGGGUCUAGACGAUCGUGGCGCCAAGAGACUCGUGGACCACAGGCAGGAUUUCACAAUUGAGGAGACGAUCAAACCAGAAGUACAGAUGGGUGGUUUUCAGAUGGGCGUGAACUUAGCGUUCUGCCCCGUGUUCAAGUUAUCUGCUAUUCGAGUUGUUACUUGGCUGCUCCAGGGAUCCGCGAUGUUCUUCUCGUGCUUGGCCUGGCUGCUCGCUUGGCUGGAGGACGGGCCAUCGAGCUUUCUCGCCGAGGGUGCCUAUAUCGACUGCGUUGCUACGUCCCUCAUGCUGGUUACCAUCUUGCUCUUCAGAAACGCCGCCCUGCGGCAGGAUAACCUGGAGAAGUGGGUCUACCACCAUGAUCCCACAUGUGCCGACAGGUCCACGAGCAAUCCUAGCCCCAUGAGAUUUCCAAACUUUGGUGCCUCCCACCAGCUGGAGGAGUUCCAGGCCAACCUCAUGACGCAGCUGGAGCGGCAGAGGGAACUCUUGGAGGAGCGAGUGCGGGAGCUGCAGGAGCGUGUGCACAGCAAGCUCCAGGAGGGCCCCAGCAUGUUCCAGGAGGCAGCGCAGCCGCUGGUGAGCCUGACGAGCGUCGUGGUGGUGAACACGACAGCGACCGUCGUGGAGGUGGGCGUCGCGCCGAGGCUCGGGCAGAUACUCGUGGACCAGAUCCAACGCCUCGUGGCCAACCAGUUCGGAGCGGCCCAGGCCUCCAUCGAGGCCAAUCUGUCGGCCUCCCUGUCCACCUUGGUCACCAGCAGCAUCCAGGCUAUGCAGGGCUCGCUCCAAGCGGGCAUUGUGCAGUCCAUGCAGACCCAGCUCGGCCCGGUCCACACCAAGCACUCCGAGCUCGAACGCGAGCUCCACGUCUGCCGGGACUCCACCCGCAAGCUGGAACGUGAGCAGCGUCAGCUCAAAGACACCGUCAAGAAGAUGGAGGAGGUCCUCGCGAUCGCGGAGGCCAAGCUGCCCGCCUUCACAAUGCAGCAGCUGGCAGAAUGGGACCGCCCUCCUGAGCCCACUGUCUUCUCUUGUGGCAGCCCUGGCGUCUUCACCGCCGACGCCCUCAAGACUGCUGUGGCCCAAUGGUUCGCAGACGCAGGUGUGCCCAUCGACUGCAUGCGAGUUGUCGGCUCGGAGGCUCCCAACAAGCGCUUCAACAUACAGAUCGAAGGAGGUGCCGAGGCCGCCGCCCGCGCCUUGGCGCUCACAAGGUGCCUUAAGGUCAGCGGCCGCUGGCGCAACUUCGUGGUCCACAACGCCGCUAACCAACCGCAGCCGCUUUACGUCAGCGGGGACAAGAGCCCCAAAGACGUCCGACGCGAGGUGCAGUCCAAGAAGCUGCACGCCCUUCUCGAACACGAUCGCCCUGACCUCCAACGGAAGGUCAAGCGGGCAACCGGCACCAUCAGCGUUGACGCAGUCCGCGUCUGCGAGCUCCAGGUGGGCGCCAUGGACGAGCCGACCUCCAUCAUCUGGAACCCGCACACCAUCGAACGCUACAGCAUCGACUACGUCAAGUACCGAUCCCAAUUCGCCAACAUGUUCACCACCAUGUCGACAGAUGGCUCGCCCGCGGGAUACGGAGGAGUGGCAGUCCUCGUCCCACACUCGGCGGCCGAUGCGAUCGCGGCGCUGACUGCGGAGGACCGGCCCCAGCAGUGGCAAGACAUCGUCGUGCCUGGCCGGGUGCAGGUCGUCCACAUCCAUAACCCCAUGUCCAAUGCCAGCAUGCGCAUUAUGAACGUUCACAAUUUUGACUUCACGGCUCCGCAGCUGGCCGCCACCGCGGCUGCGUGGCACGCUGCUGCAUGUUGGGCCGCCGAGGACGUGGAGAAUCGGACGUUCAUCGCAAUCGGCGACUUCAAUUUGAAUGCGUCGCAGACGGCCUCCUACAUCCAUCCUGCACCUGGGCAGGCUCGCCGGCCAGCCGUGCGCUACCGGCAGCAUCCGCGACAGUGGAAGGACAUGUUCGAUGACCAGAUGAUCGAGGUCACCAGCGAGCUCCCUACGAGAUACGACAAGACGACGGACACGGCCACUUGCAUAGAUCGUGCAUUCGUGUCGCUGCCGCCGCAGUUUGUGGAACAGCUCGCGUGCGACUUUGAGGUUCAUCGCGAGGCGGCCAGCUACGCAGAGUGGAAUCUCAGUAGCAUCCCGCCGUACAUAUUCAAGGCGCCGCUGUACGCGAAGACUCUGGGCACUCUGCUGACGGCGCUGGACGCGGUCAUCCUGCCUCCCGAGCUGCGCCUCAAGGAGACCAAGAGGAUGAUGAAGGAGGCCGCCAUGAUCACGCGGGACACUCUUUCCAGGAUCCCUGAGGGCACCGAGCGCGGCGAGCCUGCUGCACUCGAGGCGCGCCGGCAGACGCUCCGCAGCAUCGCCCGCGCCAUCUGGCGCCAAGACGUCUGGCUGGCGCGCCGCCUAUCUGCCAACACGUCGCUGGGGGUGCAGUUCCUCAGCUUCGACUCCGACAGCGUCCCCCUCGCCGACCCUGCCGCGUUUGAGGAGGCCAUCGUGUCCACAAAUGCGAGGUGGCACGAGAAGCAGGUCCGCGCUGCAGCGUGGCGCGUGCGGAACAACAGCCAGCCCGAGAGCGGGGAACAGCUCCAGCGCCGCGAGGCUGCCGCGCGCCGCCGCGCCGCGCUCUGGGCACCGUUCCGGAAGCGGCUCGUGCAUUACGGCCUGCACGUGCGGGGCGCUGGCUUAGCCGGGUACGUCGCCAGGCAGCCUGGCGAGAUAGCCGACGCAUUGGUCAAGCAUUGGUCCGCCGUCUUCUUCGGCGAGGACACCUGCGACGCCGACAUCGACCGUUUCUUGGAUGCGUCCCUGCCCGUUCUUCCAUACAUGGACCUUCCUAUCCCGUCGCAGGCGCAACUGACUGCCGCCUUCAAGCGCGCACGCCGCGCGGCUCCUGGGCCCGACGGCUUGCCAGUGGAUGCGUGGCUAGCGUGUCCACGCGCGAUGGAGGCCGUCUACCCAAUGCUGUUGAAGCUCUUCGACGGCAGCAUGGUUGCGCCAGGUGGGCCUGCCAGCGAACAUGCCUCAGGCACGGAUGGCCUUCACGCAGGCAUGACGCGCCAGGACGGGUCGUCGGAGGGCCGCUCCACGUCACGCAGCGGGCGUGGGCCCCCGCGGACCGCUGGCCCCGUGGACCUGGACGAGGACCUGGAGAACUGGCGGCGGCAGCACGCGCGCGACGCCAGCGCGGAAGCGAGCUCGAGCAUGUCGCAAGCCUUCCAGACGGCGCUCGUCGAGAUGGCGCAGCAGAACGACGGCCGCUUCCAGGCGAUGGAGGACCGUAUCACGCCAGUGGAGGAGAAGAUGGUACAGGUCGACCAAAUGCAGAAGGAUACCCAGAAGCUCAAGGAAGAGCUGGUGGUGCUCAACGCGGGCGUCCCUGCGGCGCCCUCUGGUGGCAACUGGGACAGGACGCCAGACCCCGCGGUCGUCACGGUCUUCGCCAAGACUGCGCUCUCCAAGCUGGCUGUGGAGCAAGCGCUGGCCCCGCUGGUGGCGGAGGCGCAGCUCAACGACCACGUCGUGCUGGAGGGCGACGCGGUGUCGCAGCGCUUCCUCCUCCGCUGCAAGGGCGCGGCAGCUCUGGCGGCUCGGCGGGUCAACAAGCUGCUGCAGCUCAUGCGCUUGGGGCAGGGACAAUGGCGAGAGAUCCACGCGUCGGCCCCGACGGGAGCGCAGGUCCUCCUCAAUCUGGGUAAGGAUCGGAACCGUCGCCAAGUCAGUCACGAGCUGGCUCUCAAGAAGAUCAAGCAAGGGAUUCAAGGUGUACUUCCGCACAAGCUCUUCAUGGAGAAGGACGCGGCGGCGCUGUCGCUGCAGUGGGCGCAGUUGCUGCGGGUGGAGAUCGAAUCCCCGACGGCGUGCCCCCAGGUGCUCUGGAACAUGGCGUGCAUCAGGAAGUUCAACCUCGACAAGGACGCGCUGGCGGAGGAGUUCGCGUCGUGGAACACCCGGGCUUUCGCCAGCUACUUGCCGAGGCUCAUCAAGGGGAAGAUGCGUUACCUGCAGACGCACUGGCGGGGGCCAGUCGUACUGGGGUUGCAGGAGACGCACGCGGGCUUGGAGACCAUGCAGCAGCUGCUUUGUCGUACUGCCCGAGGUUUUGUUUGCUUUGCUUCUUCACCGAUCGGAGCUCAAUCUGAUGCGGGCGGGGUGGCCACUGUCUUCCCCGCGCAGACGAGUGGAGACCGCAUCACCUACAUCCCGUUUGACGCUGUUCCUGGCCGUGCCCUCAGGGUUACGGCCUCCAAGUCAGGCGCUGAGCUCCGCCACUGGAACGUGCGCAACCACGGCUUCACGGUGGACGUGCGCACCCGUCUUCUUCAACAUAUUCGAGCUGACCUUGCUUGGGCCCACGCUGACCCUGCGGCCCGUGCAGUGGUUGUAGUGGGCGACUUCAAUUACGGCGACGUCUUGGAGCAGGAAGUGUUCAGCGCGCAGCCUCCUGGGCCUGCGCCGUCUGGGCCGAGGGCGCAUGCCCAGCGCGCCUGGGAGGAGGCGGCGCGCCUGGCGGUGGACCUGCUCUGGCAAUCUGCCUCGGUGCGCGGCGAGCCGAGGGAGCUGCGCAUCAACGAGGCGAGCGACCGCGCGAUGGUCUUCGCAUCGGUUGCGCCGAGGGCGCCGCGGCCCCGCUCUCGGGGCCCCGCCCCCAUCCCGAGGAGGCUGGUCCAGAUGCCGCGCUACCGCGAGAUCGUGGAGCUCUACUGCGCGGAGGUGUGCUGGGACAAGAUGGCCCCUCCCGACGCGUACGCGGCGUACGUCGCGUCCCUCCAGGCGGCGGCCAAGCUCCUGCAGGCCGAGCCGCUGGCGACCAACGGCGGCGCGAAGGGCCCCAACGCCAUGAUCUGGAGGCAACUGGCCCGAGCGUUCUGGCGCCAGGACGCUGCGCUGGCGAGGGUGGUGAUGGCGCAGAACCCCUGGGCGAAUGACAUGAUUGAGCUGGGGCCGCAGGGUCAGCCCCACCGCGUGGCGCUCAAGGGCCCAGCCGAGUUCGAGCGUCGCUACGCGAUGGCCCAGCGGCGCGAGGCGGCUGCCAGCAGGCGCGAGGCGCAGGCAGAGGCUGAGGAGGAGUCUGCUGAGGAACUGCGCAAGCGCAUGAUCGCGCAAGUUCGCGCCCUCCAGCGGCGUGCACAACUCUGGGCCCCUCGGGGGGCCAGGCAGCACCUGGCCGCGGUGGACCUUCCCCAGGGCGCGGUGACCACGCAAGAGGGCAUGGCCGAGGCGCUGGCGGCCCACUGGAAGCCUGUCUUCGACCCGCCCAAGGACCCAGUCUUCGAGCGGAGGAAGGCGAGGAUGCAGAAGUUGUACCUCGAGCGCUUCGCCACGCCGGCCCCCGACUGGGACGCGCUCCCGCCGCCCGGUCCUGAGGCUCUGCGCCAGGCGGUGGCCCGCGCCAGGCCUGCGGCGCCUGGCCCUGAUGGCCUGCCUGCAGCAGCGUGGGGAGCGGCGAAGCAGGGUGUAGAAAUCCUCUAUCGCGCGUCGGUCUGGCUUCGCUCGAGAUACCCGACGAGGUCCGAUUUCAAUUGUGCCAUUGGAGUCGACCCUUUUGUCCGUGAUCUAGAUUCGGCCCUCUCGGGCGGUGAUUGUGUGGGCAAGGGGCUCGCCAGAUGGUGUGCGGACGACUGCGGAGCUGUGAUCUGGGGGGCCCCUGGCCGCAAAGUUCUGCGCCGCGUCUUCUCGGUUUCGGGAAAGGUCGCGAACCUGCAUCUUCGGCCCAGCAAAUGCUUCUGCGUCCCCCUGUGGGCCCCGUUCUCGCCAGCCAUCCAGAAUCAAACCCAGCAGUACUUGCAGGAAACCUCGAGUGAGUGGCGGCUGUUCCAGGUCGUCUCGGAAUUAGACUACUUGGGAUGCGUCUUAGGCCCCUCCACCACGAUGCGCGCGCAGUGGGCGCCAGUUGUGCAGAAGUACAGAGACCGCACGCGCGCGAUUGCGAGCACGGGCGCAGAUGCGGCAGCGUGUGGCGUGCUGUACAUAGAGAGAGAGAGAGCUGUGAGCGUCCUGCAGUAUAAAUCGCAGCUCUUCGAACUUCCCAGAGCUGGGGUGGCGGAUGAGCGGCACCAUCUCACUCGUCUCUUCCGAGCGCCGGGCUCGUGGCCCCCCCUUCGCUGCUUCUUCGACCUCCACCCCUUCGGUGGCCCUUCGCUCCCCCCGCUCCGCGCUGUCGCCCUCGCGGCCCGAAUGCGAACCGCCCUCGAGACGACGACGGUCUGGAGAUCGCUUUGUCCGAGGCUUCAGGCGGAGGCGGAGGAACACCUCCCGAUGGCGCAGUGGGUCGGGCGGGGGAGAGGGCGCACCCCUUGGCCGAGCUUCUGGGUCGAGCCCCCGCUGGCUUGGAAUCUCCGCAGCGCGGCGGAGGCCUCGGACGAGCUCGGCCCCCUCGCCUCCCCCGCCCGCGCGGGCCUCGCCCUCUUGCGAGCUCGCCAGUCGGCCCUGCGGGAGGCGCUGGCGGCGGGCAGGCCCGCCCCGCCCGUCGAGCUGCAGAAGUGCCUCCAGGCGGGCAUUGCUCCCAUUCUUUACCCUUCCGCCUCCUCUCUCAUCCCUCUCAUUGCCCAGCGUCUCCAGAAAUGGUUCCAGGUCGGGGAGGACGUCUGUCGGGCGGUGGGCUGGGACGGCGUGGUGGGUCUUCUGAUGCGUUCCCCCCCGUCCUGGAGAAUGGCGGCCAUCAAGACGUGGACGGGGGGGUGGGUCACGGACACCCGCAUGCGCAACCCCGACCUGUCCUGUCUGACGGGGUGCGCGUGCCCAGACUCCCUCGCCCACUACGUGCGAUGCCCUGGAUUCCUUUUCCUCGUUCGCUCCGUGUCUGGGUCCGAGGUGCCCUCGGGCUCCCAGCAGCUCAGCGCCUUCCUGCGGCGCACCCGGCAGUGCAAGAUCAGGAAGGUGGUCCGCGAGGUCUACCUCCGGGACGACAUCGUGCCGGAGCCCUUCGAGGGCGCGGACCAGAUCCUCGUCCUGGACACGAACGUCGCCCUGCAUCAGCCCAUCAUCAUCGCGGAAGACCCCAGCGUGAAUCACGUGGUGGUGCCCUACACCGUGCUUCAGGAGGUGAGGCAUCGGCAGGUGGGCACGUACUACAGGCUGCGGGCGCUGUGCCGCGUGGAGGCAGAGGACGGCCAGACAGCGCAGCUGGAGGGCGCCGCCGAGAGUGGCCCCAGUGCCCGCGAGAUGUUGCGGGGGCGCAUGCGGAAGGACAUGUCCACAGCCCGGAACGCCAUGAAGUUCUACGUCUUCCCCAACGAAUUCUUCCGGGAGACAUACGUUAGCAGGAGACCAGAGGAGUCCCAGAAUGACCGCAACGACAGGGCCAUCCGCCGCGUGGCGCACUGGUAUCGGCGGCACGUUGAGGGGCCAGAGGUGGUGCUCCUCACAGACGACAGGGCUUGCAAGGCACGCGCUGUGAAAGACGGAUUGACAGCGCUCACGGCGCAGGAAUUUGUAGAGAAGAUGCGGGCCUUGUUCCCAGAGGCGGGAGAGAAGCUGGCGCUUCGUGGAGACGCGGAGGAAAUCGCCGGUGUUGCGGGUGAGGAGGAUGGCCGGGGCGAGAAGCGCAAAGCCAGCGCCGUGACCCGGGAGGGCCCGAAGGACGCCGUGUACCCGCCGCACUUGAAGGCGAGUCAGGUGGAGCAGGGGGUGAAACAGAAGAGGCUGCUGCAGGGGACCAUCCGGAUGCCCAACACCAGCUGCAUGCGCGGCACCGUCGCCUGCGGUGACGAGGAGAUCGAGAUCACGGGCCGCCUGGCGCUGAAUCGUGCGGUCGACGGCGACGUCGUCGCAGUCGAGAAGGUGGACGUCGUGGACGCGGGAUGCGAGCAGGAGAGGGCGCUCAAGCGCCCGCGCCUGGAAGCGGCUCAGACCCUCGGGGUGGCACCGCUCUCGGCCCGGCAGGAGGGCAGGGUGGUGGGCAUCAUCAAGCGGAACUGGCGGGAGUACUGCGGCACGCUGAAGCCCCUCAGCUCGGUGGUGGACGCUCGAGGCGCCAGCAAGGCCGAUCGCUUCUUCAUUCCCGCCGACGCGCGGCUGCCAAACAUCAUGAUACAGACCAGGAAUUCGGAGAGCCUGGAGGGCAAGCGGAUAGUGGUCGUCAUCGACAGCUGGGACCGGUUCAGCUCGUCGCCCCGGGGGCACUGGACCCAGAUCCUCGGCGACGCGGGCGACCGCAACGUCGAGAGUGCUGUCAUCCUCCACGAGCACGGCGUGAUCACCCGCGAGUUCAGCGAGGCAGUCCUGCGCUGCCUCCCGCCCGCAGACUUCACGCCGGGCCCAGAGGACAUCAGGGGCCGCCUGGACCUCCGCGGCGUCUGCGUGUGUUCGGUGGACCCCCCCGGCUGCAAGGACAUCGACGACGCCGUCUCGUGCGAGCCCUUGGCAAACGGGAACUUCCGCGUCGGCGUGCACAUCGCGGACGUCACCCAUUUUGUGCACCCCGGCUCUGCGGUGGACCGGGAGGCCGCCGAGAGGUGUACCACCGUGUAUCUGGUCGAGCGCCGCACGGACAUGCUGCCGGGCCUGCUGACCACCGACAUCUGCUCCCUGAGGGGCGGCGUGGAGCGCCUGACGUUCUCGGUGCUGUGGGAGAUGACGCCAGAGGCCCAAGUCGUGAGCACGACGUACAGCAAGGCCAUCAUCAAGUCCCGUGCCGCCCUGUCGUAUGCGCAAGCACAGGUCAUGAUAGACGACCCGUCCGACAAGUCCGAGGUCACGGUCGCUCUCAGGAAUCUUCUGAAGCUCACGCGUAUCAUUCGCGCGGGGCGGAUGGACCGUGGUGCCUUGGAGCUCGCGUCUCAGGAGGUUCGCUUCCAGCUGGACAGCGAGACGCAGGAUCCAACCGACGUGGCGGAAUACCAGUUGCGCGAGACCAACAAGCUGAUCGAGGAGCUCAUGCUCCUGGCCAACAACUCCGUUGCCUCCAAGAUCCUUGACGCCUUCCCGAUGUACGCGGUGCUUCGCCGGCACCCUCCCCCAAAGGAGGACGCCCUGAAGUCGUUGAAGAGACUUCUUUCGAAGAACGGCUUCGAAGACUUCCAGUUCGGCAGCAACAGGGAGCUCGGACAGUCGCUGGCACGGGCCUCGAAACCCGACGAUCCGUUCUUCAACAAACUCGUGCGGAUGAUGACGACCAGGUGCAUGAACCAGGCAGUUUACUUCUGCACGGGCCACGUGCAGGAGUCGCUCUACGGACACUACGGGCUGGCCAUGGAGCGCUACACCCACUUCACGUCGCCCAUCCGCAGGUACGCAGACGUCCUGGUGCACCGGCUGCUGGCCGCAGCCAUCGGCAUCACGCCGUUGCCGAACGAUUUGCAGUCCAAGCCAGACAUUGUUGAGCAGUGCGACAAGAUCAACGUCAGGCACCGGAUGGCGCAGUGGGCGAGCCAGGCUUCGGUUGGGCUGCACACGUUCAUGUUCUUUAACAAAAAGGGGGCACAGUCGGAGGAGGCCGUGGUCAUCCGAAUCCGCCGGUCGGGCAUGUCGGUUAUGAUCCAGCGCUACGGCAUCGACGGUUCGGUAUCGCUGCCCGAGGCCGAGUGGGAAGUGGACGAGGAGGAGCAGCAGGCGACCAGCCGGGCAGAUCCGUCAGUCAAGAUAGGGGUAUUCGGCCGCAUCAUUGUCAGAGUUGAGGCGGACGGUUCCGAAUUCCGCAACAAGACACGAUUGGAAUUCGAGCGAGUGUGCAAGAGCAGCGAGCGCAUCGAUGCAGAGGAGGCGCUGGAAUUCCAGAGGAAGGUGGCCGAGGAGAUGUUCCCUGACAAGAUUGAGCGCGAGGCGAAUUGA
Prorocentrum cordatum is the source of this 10542-nucleotide messenger RNA. Lineage: Eukaryota; Dinophyceae; Prorocentrales; Prorocentraceae. The record is from the annotation of a GenBank genome assembly.